Rhagoletis pomonella (apple maggot) is the source of this 2779-nucleotide messenger RNA. RefSeq names its product exocyst complex component 7 (gene Exo70). Gene Ontology annotation, biological process: exocytosis. The transcript is spliced from 9 exons. Gene Ontology annotation, cellular component: exocyst. NCBI's taxonomy places the organism in Eukaryota, Metazoa, Arthropoda, Insecta, Diptera, Tephritidae. The record is from RefSeq and is a predicted model, not a curated record. Gene Ontology annotation, molecular function: phosphatidylinositol-4,5-bisphosphate binding. The coding region runs from base 674 to 2779 and encodes 701 amino acids.
UGUUUUUAUUUUGGUCUCCGGCCACGAAUCACCCCAAACACUUACCGAGCACCGAAUUGCCGAGUACCAAGCCCUAAUUUUUGUUUUGAACAUAGCGAAAAUAAAAAAAUGCAGCGCUACGAUACUGUUCGUUUGUUCACACGUUUUUCGACAUGGACCAUGAAUCACAAUACAUGGAAGAUAUUUAUCAGGAAGAACAAGAAUGAGAAAAUGGAUAGAAUUACGCUCACAGAGAUAGCGAAAUAACGAAGAAGUAAAGAGACGCAAACUAGCAAGUAAUCAGCUGAUCGGUGACUUGAAAAUAUUUGGCGCGAAGAGAUCGAGAGAGAGCUGCUUUUUUCUGCUAGUUUUUUGGGUUAAGAAACGCUUUCCAACAGAAACUAGUGAUAAUUAUCUGUUAAGAAACAAAGCUAUUAUUGUAUCAUGCCAAUUAUUUUCUAAUAGAAUUGUGCUGAUAACAAUUCGUAAAAAAAAUCUUAGAAAAGGGGCCAAAGACGCACAUCAUUUUGGAAAAGGCUAAAAAAAUAAAAAUUGCAAAAAAUCGGGUCAAAGGGUAUUGGCGCUUAAAAAGGUCAAAUGGCCCUUUUAGGUCACAACAGCAACACUGAUUGGAGAUUUCAUUUAUUUUAAGAAAAGCGAAACAAAACAGAAACCUUCACCAAAACAUCCAAUAAUGAAUAAUUUGGAUAGUUGUGGCCAAGCAUCCUCCAAAUUGGAGAAAGAAACAUCCAAUUUAGCCUUGUUAAAAGAUAGAGUAGAGAAAUAUCAUGAUUUGUCGACGCAAAUGUCAAGUAUUUUAACUGUUUUCGAGCAACGCCUCGGAAAAUUGGAGCAGACAAUACUGCCAGUAUAUAAGGAGACAGAGCAGCUUCAAAAACGACAACAGAAUUUGGAAGCAACUUUAGUGUGUCUUGAAACAGUACUUGCCCACUAUGAUAUUUCCCAGGAAGUGUGCAAUCUUAUUCACCAAGGGCCGAUAGAAGGAAACGUUAAUGGUUUUCUUGAAGCUUUGGGCAAAUUGCGCGCUGCAAUGGACUACUUCCUGCACCAUAACUCUCAAAGCGUUGAAUUGGAAAAUGUGACCAGUCUUUUCAAUACUGGCUGUGAAGGCUUAAACCAACAUUUUCGUUUGUUACUGAAGAAACAUAGCGCGCCACUUAAACCGGUUGAACUCUUAGAUCUUAUUUAUAUUGAAGAUGACUCCAGCGAUGAGUAUACCUCCUUCCGCCAAUUGUCGCAAAACACACGAGAGGAGCUAGGUACCAUUGCCCAUUGGCUGGAACAAAAUUUGCGGCGCGAAUAUGCAGUAAUUUAUGCCACAGAAAGAGGAGAGGUGGUACUGCGUUCACUCCAAAAUUUAAAGGAUCAUCAAAAAAGCAGCAGUUGGGGAAAUGAGGCUUUGAAACCACGUCACAGUGGACGACCUGAAGUAAAGAAGAAUACGUCAGCCCGGUUGCAACAAAUUUUUGAGCGAAAAGCAAAUAAAUUAUACUUGCGCGCAACUCAGACACUUGAACAAUCAACUGGAAUAUCCAUAAAAAAGGCUUCGUCGCAAUCUGAACACUUGUCUGCUGAGGAGUUCAUGGACGGUGAUCAAGAACUUGACAAGUACCUUGUGAUGCUCUUGGGCUUACAGCGACUACUUAAUUGGGAGCGCUCUUUAAUGACAGAGAUCGUGCCUGCAUCCAAACACGGAGAUGUUUUUUCAAAGUUAGCUUACAACUCUAUUGAACUGGUAGUUAAAGAUGCAGAAGCAAUUACAAACCGCAUUAUGCGUUGCAUAUCGCGAAAGGAGUGGACAUCAGCUUUAGGAAUAUUUUCGGCACUCAAACGUGUAAUCUUGCUUCAACCAGACAUUGAACGUACCUAUGACCCGCAACAGCGAGAGCAACUUACAAAGGUGCUUAAUAAGCUUCAAGCAACGGGCGCUAAAGCACUAGAACAUUUCCUGGAUGUGGUGAAAGGUGAAUCAGGCACUAACAUAGUUGGCAUGAGUUCAAGUACACUUGGUUAUGGCUAUGUUAAUGUUCCGAAAGAUGCUACGGUGCACGAACUGACCUCCAACACAAUCUGGUUUAUAGAACAUUUAUAUGACCAUUAUGAUGUGAUUGGCUCUAUCUUGCAACAAGAUGUGCUUUACAGUACGCAAUUGGAUACAAUACUCAUGAAAAAAGCACUCCCUGGCGAAGAGCGUAAUAAAGCAUUGCUAGCAGUUUAUAUCAAAAAAGCUUUAGCGGAGCUUAAUCUUUCGAUAAUGAACAAAUGUGAGCAGUACAACGACCAAGCUACCAAACAUCUCUUUCGUUUAAACAAUAUUCAUUAUAUACUAAAAUCUCUACAACAGUCAAAUCUAAUUGAUUUGGUAACACUAGCAGAGCCAGAUUGUGAGCAAUGCUAUUUAGAUAUGAUUCGAGAACUAAAAUUCUCUUACCAAAAGACUUGGUCUAAAAUGCUUGUAAGCAUAGGAGUAGAUGAGUUGCCGCGGCCUUCACAUGGCAAGGUCAAAGAUAAAGAUCGCAGCAUAUUGAAGGAGCGAUUUUCAACGUUCAACAAGGAUUUCGAAGAGGCUUGUAAAGUUCAACGUGGUAUUUCCAUUCCAGACGUGAUUUUGAGGGAAGGUAUCAAACGUGACAAUGUGGAGCACAUACUUCCGAAAUACAAUAGAUUUUAUGAAAUGUAUGCAUCGGUGCAGUUCAGCAAAAAUCCAGAUAAAUAUGUAAAAUAUCGGCCGCAUGAAAUAAACCAAAUGCUAAGCAAACUUUUUGAUGAUUCAGCUUAA